AUGGCAAAAACAGUAUGCAUCAUUGGCGCUGGUCCCUCUGGCCUCGUAGCUGCCAAAACUCUCACGCAUGCUCAUCCCCCUGGUACAUUCCACGUGACCGUUUUCGAGGCAUUACCCCGAAUAGGCGGACUAUGGCCGAUCUCCCCUUCAGAUUCUUCAGGCAUGGUGAACCCAGACAUGUGCACGAACCAGAGUAAGCAUACUGUCAGUUUCAGCGAUUUGGCGUGGGAUGAAGACGUGCCGGCUUUCCCAAAGGCGUGGCAGGUGGGGAGGUAUCUGGAGAGGUAUGUGGAGGUGUAUAGGGGAUAUGAGAUUCGAAGGGGUUGCAAGGUUGUGCGGGCAGAGUUAAUGGGUGAGAAGUGGGUUGUAAGGACUCGCGAGGGGACCGUGGAAGAAACGAGUGAGUUUGAUCACCUGAUUGUUGGGACUGGGUUCUUUGGAAAAGCCAAGGUUCCGCAGAUACUUGAGGGUUUCAAAGCUCCCGUAGUGCAUAGUUCUCGAGUGAGAGAUGUCAAAGACCUUCUCACCAAUGGCGGUAAAGCUCCCAUGGUUACCGGUAGAAACAUUGUGGUCGUUGGUGGACAGAUGUCUGGUGUUGAGAUUGCCGCGGCAGUUGCUCUUCAAUUGUCUUCCGCUGAAAAUACACCGGGAGAGAGUAGUCUUUCCAAUGCCUCAGAGUACUAUAUUACUCAUAUUGUCCAGAACCCAGUCUGGGUAAUGACUUUAUUCUUCCCCAAGGAUCCUGUUUUGGACAUAGCUGGUUUAGAUGGUCAGCAGAAGAAGGAAUCAAACAAUUCACCAUCUUUUCUACCAGUAGAUUUGGUCUCAUACAACUUAGGAUGGCGACCAGAGGGACCAGUACAAAACAGUUCCGGCUGCAUAUCACCAGAAGCAGCAAAUAAGACUCACAACUUUAUGAACACCUACCUUGGCACUGAUCAAAGCGAAUUUGGGUCUCCUUACCUAGCCAUUCAAGGGGAUACUCGAUCAAAUCCACCUUUUGUGACAGUCAGUGAUGGCUAUCACGAAUUUGUACGGGCACAAAAGAUUAAGAUCGUGAAGGGAAAAGUCACAAGCAAUGAAGCGGAUGCCCUUCAAAUCAAAGAUGGAUCCACCUCAUCUCUCAUGCAAGAUGUCGCGGCGGUCAUUCUCGCAACCGGGUUCGAUGCCACUCCAUCUCUCGACUUCCUACCCACAGAAAUGCUCUCAGCAUUAGAAUUCGACCCAACAAGCGAUGCAUUCCCCCUUGCCCUAAAUAUCCAUUCAACAGUCAACGCCGCAAUUCCAUCCCUCGGCUUCGUCGGCUUCUACCGCAGUCCAUACUGGGGCGUUAUGGAAAUGCAAGCCCGCUACCUAGGCAAGCUCUGGAGUGGGGAUGCCAAAGCAGCGUCUGCACUCGCCAAAGACACGACGCUCGAGACUAUGCUGAAACUACGAACUGAACCUCGAAGAGCGCAGUUCCCUAUGGGAGAUUAUGCGUUCUUGAUGGAAUCAUUCAGCAGCAUCAUGGAUAUUAAGCGGACCGAACCUGGCGACUCCACAGGCCGCACAGGAUUAGUUCUCCCUUCUCGCUACCUUCCUGACUCAGCCUCCGCAACAGAACGCAAGGAAGCUGCAUCUGCACUUUCAAUCAUUGAUCAUACCAUAACCGCGUCCGCGAAAACGGGAAAAUACGUUGCGCGCGCAGCCUUUCGAGCCAUGCAAGGAGACUGGACCCUCCAACGCACGAUCACAAGUCGUAUCGCUACCUAUCCCUCCGGCACACUCUCCGGAACCGCGUCUUUCAAGCCUAGGUUUCCGACCGACCCUGCUUUUGACGCGGAGUAUCUGUAUAUUGAGAAUGGGGAGUUCAGCGCAACGAACGGAUUGAAGUUUGGGGCGAAACGAAGUUACGUACACCGCUACACAUCAUCCACCGACACCCUAUCCGUCUGGUUCACAAAACCCGACCACAAGACCGUCGACUACCUUUUCCACGCCCUCGAAAUCAUCCCACCAGUCUCCGAAUCCGAUCCCUCUGAACCAUGGCGCGCCAAAAGUAGUCACUUGUGUAUUGAGGAUUUGUAUGAUGUGGCGUAUGCGUUUAGUUUCAAGGGCGUGGGGCUUGAGGAGUGGAGUUUGGAAUAUAGUGUAAAGGGGCCGCAGAAGGAUUAUACGAUCCGAAGUGUUUAUAGACGGUGA
Messenger RNA from Lachnellula hyalina, 2181 nucleotides. Its product is annotated as Flavin-containing monooxygenase FMO GS-OX-like. Lineage: Eukaryota; Fungi; Ascomycota; Leotiomycetes; Helotiales; Lachnaceae. Gene Ontology annotation, molecular function: oxidoreductase activity; NADP binding; flavin adenine dinucleotide binding. Bases 1 to 2181 code for a protein of 726 amino acids. The transcript has 4 exons. The record is from RefSeq and is a predicted model, not a curated record.